Messenger RNA from Lactuca virosa, 417 nucleotides. NCBI's taxonomy places the organism in Eukaryota, Viridiplantae, Streptophyta, Magnoliopsida, Asterales, Asteraceae. The record is from the annotation of a GenBank genome assembly.
AUGACUCCAAUUGAGAUGGAUACUACUCAAAAUGAUAUGCAAGUUACUCCUACUGAUGUUGAAUCCAGUAGUACAGGACAUUUUAGUCAGUCUAUGCAAUUUACUCCACCUAGAAGUUAUGAAGUUGAUGAGGGUGUUGUGGUGAGGAAGCUGUUGUGGGUGAGGAAGCUGAGGAGGGUGAGGAAGUUGUUCAAUUAUGAUGAGGUUAAUCCUAAUGCCCAAGUUGAUAAUGUUCAAAUUCAAGAGGUUGUUCCUGUUAUCCAGGUUCAACAGGUAAGGGUUAGGCCAAUUUCAGAUAUUUUGAAGAGGAUAAGGAGAAGAAAGUCAGAGAGAAUAUUGAAGCUGAAAUUAGGAAAAACAAUUGGUGGUGUUGAUGAUCCAAGAAAUUCUAAGGGAAAAGCUCUUGUAAUUGAUUAG